GGAAAUCCAACAAUCUUCAUUGAGUCGACGAUUCACGCAAGAGAAUGGAUCACAGCUGCAACGACCACGUAUCUUUUGAAUGAAUUGCUCACAUCCACGGAUUCAGAAAUGCAACAUUUAGCGAAUAAUUUUGACUGGGUCAUCGUACCAGUGACGAAUGUGGAUGGAUAUACAUUCACCCACUCUACGAAUCGAAUGUGGCGUAAAAACCGUAAAGCUUAUGGCAAAUGUAUUGGAACUGAUUUAAACAGGAAUUUUGACUAUCAUCAUGCCGAGAGUGGUGCAUCGUCGAACCCUUGCGCUGACACAUUUGCUGGCCCAAAAGCGUUUUCUGAGCCUGAAACAUUAGCUCUAUCUAAGUUCGUUAAAUCAAUUCGUAACAUAAAAUUGUAUAUUUCAUUUCACGCCUACAGUCAGCUGUUGCUUUACCCUUUUGGAAAUACCCGUCAAAAUGCGCCCAAUUACAGUCACUUGGAUGGAAUUGCAAAGUCGGCAACAGAAGCACUUUCACGUCGCUUCGGGACGAAAUACAAAUACGGAAGCAUUGCUAAUGCAAUUUAUGUUGCAUCUGGUAGUAGCAUUGAUUGGGCAUACGCAACGCAAGGAGUUAAAUUAGCGUACUGCUUUGAAUUCCGUGACACAGGAAAAUACGGAUUUCUUCUGCCAGCCGAACAAAUUAUUCCUAAUUCACUGGAAGUUAUCGACGCUUUGAAAGUCAUGAUUAAAGAAGCCAAAGCCUUGAAAUAUUUUUAAAAUUCAGAACUGCAGGAAUAAAUGCAAAGACGUGAAAAAUUUGUCAAAUAUAAUGUAUUUCAUAAAAUCGUGUCAAGCAGCUG
Messenger RNA from Sitodiplosis mosellana (orange wheat blossom midge), 836 nucleotides. RefSeq names its product zinc carboxypeptidase-like. Gene Ontology annotation, biological process: proteolysis. Lineage: Eukaryota; Metazoa; Arthropoda; Insecta; Diptera; Cecidomyiidae. The record is from RefSeq and is a predicted model, not a curated record. Gene Ontology annotation, molecular function: metallocarboxypeptidase activity; zinc ion binding.